AUGCCGGUGAUGAAGGGGCUGCUGGCGCCGCAGAACACCUUCCUGGACACCAUCGCCACCCGCUUCGAUGGCACACACAGCAACUUCAUCCUGGCCAACGCGCAGGUCCGCCGCGGCUUCCCCAUCGUCUACUGCUCCGACGGCUUCUGCGACCUCACCGGCUUCGCCCGCACCGAGGUCAUGCAGAAGAACUGCAGCUGCCGCUUCCUCUAUGGGGCCGAGACCAGCGAGCCCGUCCUGCAGCGCAUCGAGAAGGUGCUGGACGGCAGGCAGGAGUACCAGACCGAGGUCUGCUUCUACAAGAAGGGUGGAGCUGCCUUCUGGUGCCUGCUGGACAUCAUGCCUAUCAAGAACGAGAAGGGGGAGGUGGUGCUCUUCCUCUUCUCCUUCAAGGACAUCACAGAGAGCCGGGGCAGGAGCCACCCAGGCGACAAGGAGGGUGAGCCCCAGCGUGUCUUGUCCGCUGCAGAGAAGCAGAGGAGCAAGAAGCCCGGGAGCUCACACCUGCGGGCAGCACGGAGGCAGGGCCGGACAGUGCUGCACCGGCUCAGCAGCCAGUUUGCCCGGCGGGACCACGGCGAGAUGAAAAUCAACCGCAACGUGUUUGAGAACAAGCCGUCCAUCCCCGAGUACAAAGUGGCCUCGGUGCAGAAGUCCCGCUUCAUCCUGCUCCACUACAGCAUCUUCAAGGCCCUCUGGGACUGGCUGAUCCUGCUGGCCACCUUCUACGUGGCCGUCACCGUCCCCUACAAUGUCUGCUUCACGGGCACGGAGGACAGCCUCUCGGCCGCCCGCAGCACCAUUGUCAGUGACAUUGCCGUGGAGAUGCUCUUCAUCCUGGACAUCAUCCUGAAUUUCCGGACGACGUACGUGAGCCAGUCGGGCCAGGUGGUGUACGACCCCCGCUCCAUCUGCAUCCAUUACGUGGCCACCUGGUUCUUCGUGGAUCUGAUCGCCGCUCUGCCCUUCGAUCUGCUCUACGUCUUCAACGUGACCGUGACCUCGCUGGUUCACCUGCUGAAGACGGUGCGGCUGCUGCGGCUGCUGCGGCUGCUGCAGAAGCUGGACCGCUACUCGCAGUACAGCGCCAUGGUGCUCACCCUGCUGAUGUCCAUGUUCGCGCUGCUGGCCCACUGGAUGGCAUGCAUCUGGUACGUCAUCGGCCGCAAGGAGAUGGAGAGCAACGACCCCCAGACCUGGGACAUCGGCUGGCUGCACGAGCUGGGCAAGAGGCUGGAGGCUCCCUACAUCAACAACUCAGUGGGGGGCCCCUCCAUCCGCAGCGCCUACAUCGCCUCCCUCUACUUCACCCUCAGCAGCCUGACCAGCGUGGGCUUCGGCAACGUCUGCGCCAACACCGACGCUGAGAAGAUCUUCUCCAUCUGCACCAUGCUCAUCGGGGCGCUGAUGCACGCCGUCGUCUUCGGCAACGUCACAGCCAUCAUCCAGCGCAUGUACUCCCGCCGCUCGCUCUACCACACCCGCAUGAAGGACCUCAAGGACUUCAUCCGCGUCCACCGCCUGCCCCAGCAGCUCAAGCAGAGGAUGCUGGAGUACUUCCAGACCACCUGGUCGGUGAACAAUGGCAUCGAUGCUAACGAGCUGCUGCAUGACUUCCCCGAUGAGCUGCGUGCGGACGUGGCCAUGCACCUCAACAAGGACAUCCUGCAGCUGCCCGUCUUCGAGACGGCCAGCCGGGGCUGCCUCCGCUCCCUCUCGCUCCACAUCAAGACCUCGUUCUGCGCCCCGGGGGAGUACCUGCUGCGCCAGGGCGAUGCGCUGCAGGCCAACUACUUCGUCUGCUCCGGCUCCCUCGAGGUGCUGAAGGACAACGUGGUCCUGGCCAUCCUGGGAAAAGGGGAUUUGAUCGGAGCCGACCUGUGCAGCACGGACCAGGUGAUCAAGAGCAACGCGGACGUGAAGGCGCUGACCUACUGCGACCUGCAGUACAUCGGACUGCGGGGGCUCUGCGAGGUGCUGCAGCUCUACCCCGAGUACGCCAGCAAGUUCACGGCGGACAUCCACCAGGACCUGACCUUCAACCUGCGGGAGGGCAGCGAGAUGGAGGUGGGUGCGUGUCCUCCCUCGCAGGCCCCCUCCCGUCCUCACGGCCCCGGAGACCGGAGCAGGGCUGGGGCUCCGCACGGCCACGGCAGGGGAGUUUGUCCACUCCCUGCUCGUGGUCCCCAGGCUCCGAGGCUGGGGCAGGGGCUGCGGCUCCGGCACCGUCUGCUCUCCCCGCAGGGGCUCUGCCGCUACUCCCGGUCCCCGCGGCUGUCGCAGGCACCGCAGCCUCGUCUGGAGAGCGGUGCCGCCCCGGAGAAGCCCCUUCCCUCCAUCCUGGAGGACGAGGAGGAGCCCGACGAGGUCUUCCAGCACUCGCCCGCCACCAUCACCCGCCGCAAGCUGCUGCUGCCCCAGCUGAGCAGCCCGGCGCGCCACGGCUCCCUGAGCAGCCUCCUGGGCGAUGAGCUGUGCCAGAUCUCAGCCCUGCGGCGCAACUGCCGCUCCCCGGCCCGCUGCAGCGGGAGCCGCAGCCCCUCUCCACAGUGCCGGAGGGACACCCGGCUCCCGGAGCAGGAGGGUGGCGUGAGCAGGAGGCCGGCCAAGCUCCUCAUCCCCUCCCUGCACGCCUACGGCCCCCCGGACCUCAGCCCCAGAGUUGUGGACGGGAUCGAAGACAAUGGCGGGACAUCAGAGCCACAAACCUUCUGCUUCAACAUGGACCCCCCGCCGCAGAGCGCGGCGAGGGACUCCCCCACGUCAGGUACCUCCAGAACCGACACAGGCGGCCCAGCCCUGGCGAUGGAAGCAGAGGAGAUAAAGCAGAACAUCAGGAGGCUCAACCAGGAGAUCAACCACCUCAACCAGGAGGUUUCCCACCUCAGCCGGGAGCUGCAGCGCAUGAUGGAGCUGCUCCAGGGCCGCCUGGGCACCCCGCAGCCCCCCUGCCCCCACCGCCUGCCCGCAGCUGCCUCGCCGCCCCCCCGGCCCUCGCCACCCUCUGCCUCGGUGCCCCCCUCACCCCCACCCGUGCCCCCCAGCUCCUGCAGCUCCCCCUCCGCCAGCCCCCGGGCCAAACGCUGCCCUGUCCGCAGCCGCUCGGCCCACGCCACUGCCAGCCCCCCCACGCACCCCUGGGUGGGUGCCAAGGGGCUGUGCCCGCCGCGGGGGGACACCCCCAGCCCUGAUCCCCACCGGGCCUCGGACUUGCAGCCCCUCUCACUGCCGCCCCGCUCUGCCCACUCCUUCCCCGGCUGCUCGGCCGGUGGUCGGCCCCGCACCCACCCGCAGCCCCGCUCCAGCUCCACCAGCUCCCACUGA
Molecule: messenger RNA, 3324 nt
Organism: Gymnogyps californianus (California condor)
Lineage: Eukaryota; Metazoa; Chordata; Aves; Accipitriformes; Cathartidae
Gene: KCNH4
Product: potassium voltage-gated channel subfamily H member 4
Biological process (GO): potassium ion transmembrane transport; regulation of membrane potential
Cellular component (GO): membrane
Molecular function (GO): voltage-gated potassium channel activity
Source: RefSeq, a predicted model, not a curated record